GGCCCAUCGCACCAGUCGUCGUCGAACGUCCGCACUCGUCAGUAUUGUCCGCCGUGACUCGUGCAACGCAGUGCGUCUACCAGUUUAUUUAUUUUUUUUUUAUCAUUUUCGCCGUCGUCGUCGUCUUGCACGUUUUCCUUUUGCGUUUUAUUCGCUCGCGACGUGAAAUUAUCAUUGAAACCAUGAAAUCCGUACCGUUGUGCCGUAACAGUGAAUCCGGCUCCGUGACCGGCGGCCGAGUGCACCGAAAGCGCGGCGACCUGGAAGACGAGAAAAUCCAAAAGUACCUGUCCAAGUUGAAGGAUCUGGUGCCGCUGAUCCCUAAGGACAAGCGGAUAUCCCGGCUGGAGGUGAUCCACCACGUGAUCGACUACAUUUGCGACCUGGAGGACAUGCUGGAGAAUCACCGGUCGGUGAACGCGGACGCCGUGCACACGGCCGCCGCGGCCGUCAUGCUGUCGUCGUCCGUCCAGGCGGCCGCCGUCCGGCAACCGUUGGGCAUCAUAACGGCGCCAAACGCGCUGGCCAACACGGGCGCCGCCGCCAUGGCCGCCCAUCAACAACAGCCGCCGACCUCGUCGUCCUCCGCCGCCCAACCGACAAUGUCUACCUUGGGCUCUCGUUCGACACAAGACAAGCUGUCGAAUUCGCCGGAAUCAAGAGCAGUUAGCUGUUAAAAACGAACACAAUUUUUUUAAUUUUAAUUAGAACUUAAAUAUUUUAUGAAGAAACAAACAAAUACAAAAAAAAAAAACGUCGCUCAUCAUAUCCACCAAACACGUUCGCCGACACAAGACGUGUACUAUUCGUCGACCAAAUAUUCAGUUGAGUACGAAGAAAUUUUAAUAAUAAUACUAUUAUUAUUAUUAUUUUCGAUAAAUUAUCAUUGUCGACACAUUCCAAAAAUGCUAAAAAAAACAAACAAAACUAAAUAUUAAUAAUUAUAAUAGACAUGCGUUGAGUUUACGAACUCUUUUUCAUUUAACUUUUGUUUAUUUUUAAUUUUUUUGUAUUGUUUAUGUUAAAGCGCGUUUUUUUUUUAUUAGUUGUACAGAUUUAGGCUAAAGGUCCUAAUAUUGUUAUUAUUUUUAUUAUUAUAUAUAUUUUUUUCGUUAUGUCUGUGAUCCUAUCGAUGUAGAGCCUAGGUUUUAGUAUUUAUAUAGUUUUUUUUUCGGUACCUUUUACCUAGUAAAACUGAAAUUAUAAAAAAAUAUAUUAUAUUUAUGCGACCCUCCGAGUAAAAAGCGGACGGAUUAAUUUUUACCUGAAUCCUACAUAAUAUAUUAUUAUUAUUAUUGUAAUAAAAUAUAAUAUUAUGCGCGAGAUAA
Molecule: messenger RNA, 1328 nt
Organism: Adelges cooleyi (spruce gall adelgid)
Lineage: Eukaryota; Metazoa; Arthropoda; Insecta; Hemiptera; Adelgidae
Gene: emc
Product: protein extra-macrochaetae
Exons: 2
Coding region: 183-677 (164 amino acids)
Biological process (GO): cell differentiation; circadian regulation of gene expression; negative regulation of transcription by RNA polymerase II
Cellular component (GO): nucleus; cytoplasm
Molecular function (GO): protein dimerization activity; transcription regulator activity
Source: RefSeq, a predicted model, not a curated record